This is a messenger RNA of Acanthoscelides obtectus, 399 nucleotides long. Lineage: Eukaryota; Metazoa; Arthropoda; Insecta; Coleoptera; Chrysomelidae. The record is from the annotation of a GenBank genome assembly.
UGCAGAUACACAGCCGGCCUGACAGGCAACGUAGCGCCCGGCGCAGCGGAUUCCAUGGUAAACUACACGCUCAGCCACCAUCACCAGAACGGCGCCGCCGCGGCAGCUGCCGUGUCCGCAGCUGCGGCCGCAAACAGCGCCUCAGCUUCGAUGGCCUCCGUAGCUGCCCAAUUCUACCACCAGGCGGCCAGCGCUGUCGUAGACCCGCUCACGUCUUGCUCGCAACCCACCGCGCCUGGAGCUCAGCCCAUUCCGGACAUACCCAGAUAUCCAUGGAUGUCAAUCACAGACUGGAUGAGCCCGUUUGACAGGGUCGUCUGUGGUGAGUACAAUGGUACAUAUUUCUUUUUUUAUUUAUUUUUGUUUGUCACUAACAUAGAAUUUAAGCUUUGCUACUAA